AACAGCUGAUUUCAACCGGCUUUAUUUACACUUUCAAUUCGCUCGCAAGUCGUCGGCAGCUCGGCUGUUUGAUCAAUAAUCCCCCGGAAUACUUCCAAUUCCGGAGGUGUUGAGACACCUUUCGUGUUUGCGGGACCAUUAUAUCACGCAAUCCCAUCGAGGACAUGCCAUCGCAUCGCGAUGACAAACUUUCUGGAUCAGUUGCCUAAGCAUAUCAGGGAAAUCGCGGAGCAGGUUAAUGUUCUGGCGCCGGAGGAGGUGCUGACCACCCCGAAGGUGCGGUUCCUGGACACCCGCCAGCAAUCGCUGCACUCAAUCGUGCGGAAAUGCACUCCGGAUGAUGUAAGGGUGCUCAAGGAUGCGGCGGCCAAAUGGCUGGCAGAGAUGCCCCAGUCAGCUGAUUCCCUCUUUAAGCCGCUUGUGAAUGUCAGAUGGUCCCGGGUGUCGUUCGGUUGUUCCGCUUUAGAUCGCUGCACGGGUGGCGGAGUGGUAGCUCGGGGAAUUACGGAACUCUGUGGAGCUGCCGGCGUGGGCAAAACCCAGUUGCUCCUUCAGCUGUGCUUAUGCGUUCAGCUGCCCCGUGAGCUGGGAGGCUUGGGCAAGGGCGUGGCCUACAUAUGCACGGAGAGCGCCUUUCCGGCGCGAAGAUUGCUGCAGAUGAGCAAAGCCUGCGAGAAGAGGCAUCCGCAAAUGCAGCUCAACUUUCUGGGAAACAUCUUUGUGGAAAAUCAUAUUGAGGCGGAACCCCUUCUGGCGUGCGUUAUAAACCGCAUCCCGCGUCUGAUGCAACAACAUGGCAUUGGCCUGAUCAUUAUUGAUUCUGUGGCCGCCGUAUUCCGGCUGUAUACCGAUUACUUGGAGCGAGCACGACACAUGCGUCGGCUGGCAGACGCUCUUCUCAGCUACGCGGAUAAGUACAACUGCGCCGUGGUCUGUGUGAAUCAGGUGGCCUCCAGGGACGGUCAGGAUGAGAUUCCCUGCUUGGGACUACAGUGGGCCCACCUGGGACGCACUAGACUGCGCGUUUCCCGCGUGCCCAAGCAACAUCGCAUGGGAGAUCAACUGAUAACGGUGCGCAAGCUGGAGAUCCUUUACUCACCAGAGACCCCCAAUGACUUCGCCGAGUUCCUUAUCACCGCAGAGGGCGUGGUGGAUGUUCCAGAGCCUCCUGUCAGCAGCCCACCCGCAAAAAUGCGUCGACUGUGAUUGAUCAAAUUUAUU
This is a messenger RNA of Drosophila teissieri, 1221 nucleotides long. RefSeq names its product DNA repair protein XRCC3. Gene Ontology annotation, molecular function: ATP-dependent DNA damage sensor activity; four-way junction DNA binding; ATP binding. NCBI's taxonomy places the organism in Eukaryota, Metazoa, Arthropoda, Insecta, Diptera, Drosophilidae. The record is from RefSeq and is a predicted model, not a curated record. The transcript has 4 exons. Gene Ontology annotation, biological process: double-strand break repair via synthesis-dependent strand annealing; telomere maintenance via recombination; resolution of mitotic recombination intermediates. Gene Ontology annotation, cellular component: replication fork; Rad51C-XRCC3 complex. The coding region runs from base 181 to 1206 and encodes 341 amino acids.